CGACGUGUCAAUUGACUGCAGCAUUGCCAUGUUGUCGAGAGCGUUCCGCCGGAUGGCGGGGACGACACCCAAGUUCACGAGAGGGAAGUACUCGAUCCGUGUGUCCAAGGAAAAGGACGUGAGCUUUGCGACUGCCCAUGUCGACGACAAGUUUCACCAUUUCAUUUUGAACGGGUGUUGGGGACUCACAGCGUUCGCGACAACCACGGCUUUCUAUCAGUUCGUGACCAACUUGCACACAGUCCCGAUCACGGGACGGACGCAGGUCGUGGUGUUUUCUCGCGAAGACGACACGGUGCGACAACACCUCCACGAUACUCUUCGCACAAGUCAUCGUCCGUGCAGGCAAUGGGGAAUCAACAUGCACAGGAAGCCCUCGCCGGAAAAACCCUUGUGAACAGCGGCCCGCGCUUCAAGAUGGUUAAGGACGUCGCCUCCCGACUCGUCGCGGUGGCAGAUAAGAUCUUCGAGCCUGGGUUUCAGUGGCAAAUCUACCUCGUGCAGGACCCUCAGAUCAACGCGUGCUGUUUUAUGGGAGGCAAAAUGUUCGUGUACACGGGCCUGCUCGACUUCAUCGACGCCAUGGUAGAGCAAGGAAUUUGCUCCAACAAGUACAAUGCCCUUGCGACCGUGCUUGGACACGAGAUUGCCCAUGCCCUCGCGAGACACACAGCGGAAACGUUGAGCUACCUACCCCUCCUCCUCGGGUUGUCCGUUUUGACCGUGGACAGCGAGUUGAUUGCGUCGAUCUUUACUUUCUUUUGCCAACUACCGUUCAGUCGACUACAUGAAUCCGAAGCCGAUCACAUUGGCCUCAUGCUCAUGGCUGCGGCGUGCUACGAUCCGUCCGAAGCGCCCAAAUUUUGGGAAGGCAUGAAACUCGUCAACGAAAACGGUUAUGACUGGUUCUCGACCCAUCCCGCCGACGAAAAGCGCCAAAAACACCUCCAAGAGCUGACGGCGGACGCAAUUUCGUACCAAGAGAAGGCGUCGUGGUGCGUCGACAUGCAGACCAAGGUGACGCAGCUCAUCUACAAACGCAUCACGCGACGUCGCGCGACGGCUGGCACGACUCACUCGGCCGAAAUGGCAGCCAUGUGGGACGGCAUGCAAGCAGCAGCGAAACCACCGCAGUGAAUCAAGCAUUUCUAAAGAAUUCGUAGCAUGCAUCAUCGCUUGAGCAGUUUGCGGAUCCGUUGGUGAAACAUGAAAAAAGCGUCAUGGCGAUUCAGGGCCAGGCGACUACCUGGCAGCCCAUAUAAAGUAUACUAGUGCGAAUGCCGUGUAUACAAGCACAACGUCCAGGAAGCUCGGCGUAAGACUGACAAGACAUGCAUUACCAAA
Aphanomyces invadans is the source of this 1344-nucleotide messenger RNA. RefSeq lists its product as hypothetical. Bases 349 to 1137 code for a protein of 262 amino acids. The transcript has 5 exons. Gene Ontology annotation, molecular function: metalloendopeptidase activity. The record is from RefSeq and is a predicted model, not a curated record. Gene Ontology annotation, cellular component: membrane. Lineage: Eukaryota; Oomycota; Saprolegniomycetes; Saprolegniales; Verrucalvaceae.